UUCAGUGGCUGCCACCACUAUUUCCUUUUCCGUUUCUUUCUUUUUCUGCCUGCAAACAGACCAGAAGAUGGCUGUCCGCUACGAGCUUGCAUUGGGUCUCAACCGAGGCCACAAGACCACCAAAGUCAAGAAUGUGAAAUACACCGGAGACAAAAAAGUCAAAGGUCUGCGUGGAUCUCGUUUGAAGAACAUUCAAACCCGCCACACUAAAUUCAUGCGCGAUUUGGUCCGUGAGGUUGUCGGCCAUGCCCCAUACGAGAAGCGCACCAUGGAAUUGUUGAAGGUGUCCAAGGAUAAGCGCGCCCUCAAGUUCCUGAAGCGUCGCUUGGGCACACACAUCCGUGCCAAGAGGAAGCGUGAGGAACUGUCCAACAUUCUCACCCAGCUCAGGAAGGCUCAGACCCACGCCAAGUAAAUAACACAUCCAGCAACAACAAAUCCGCGCAGCGAACUGUCGUGAAUUGUGUAUUUUUUUGUCGUGUGAAUCUAAGCAUUCUGAGGAAUCUUAAGGGAAAACAAAAUGAAAAAUUAUUAAAAACAAAAAACACUAAAAAAAAAACUAAAA
Drosophila willistoni is the source of this 565-nucleotide messenger RNA. RefSeq names its product 60S ribosomal protein L36 (gene RpL36). The transcript is spliced from 3 exons. Lineage: Eukaryota; Metazoa; Arthropoda; Insecta; Diptera; Drosophilidae. Gene Ontology annotation, biological process: cytoplasmic translation. Gene Ontology annotation, cellular component: ribosome; cytosolic large ribosomal subunit. The record is from RefSeq and is a predicted model, not a curated record. Gene Ontology annotation, molecular function: structural constituent of ribosome. Bases 68 to 415 code for a protein of 115 amino acids.